Molecule: messenger RNA, 615 nt
Organism: Anneissia japonica
Lineage: Eukaryota; Metazoa; Echinodermata; Crinoidea; Comatulida; Comatulidae
Product: deoxynucleoside triphosphate triphosphohydrolase SAMHD1-like
Exons: 5
Coding region: 1-615 (204 amino acids)
Biological process (GO): dGTP catabolic process
Cellular component (GO): nucleus
Molecular function (GO): dGTPase activity
Source: RefSeq, a predicted model, not a curated record
AUGACUUUUAUUCAUGACAACACAACUGUGCUAAUAUUCAACGAUCCGAUACAUGGAACCAUUCUGGUUCAUCCGCUGUGUGUUAAAAUCAUAAAUACAUCUCAGUUUCAACGUCUACGUCAAAUCAAACAGCUCGGCUGUUGCUACUUCAUUUACCCAGGAGCUUCACAUAACCGAUUUGAACAUUCUAUUGGAGUCUCGCAUCUUGCUGGUAGGUUUGCAAGAACCUUAAAAGAGAGACAGCCGGAGCUGGGUAUUACUGACACAGACAUACUGUGCGUUGAGAUUGCAGGACUGUGCCAUGACUUAGGUCAUGGUCCGUUUUCUCAUUUGUUCGAUGGAAGAUUUAUACCUAAAACAAAUCCAAAAGCUAAUUGGAAAAAGCAACUGCAACAGCAGGAGCUGAUAAGGCAGAUGAUUAAUAGACAGGAUCAGCAACGUCAGGAAGAAAUGGAGAGGCGCAAGGAAGAAAUGGAGAGGCACAAGGAAGAAAUAGAGGCACAGCGAAGAAAUGGAAAGACAAGAACGAUUACGCCAGGAAGAAAUGGGAAGACAAGAGCCCUUACACACGCUAGAAAUGGACAAGCAAAUGGCUUUAGUAACCACGCUGAUUGA